Lichtheimia ornata is the source of this 2085-nucleotide messenger RNA. RefSeq lists its product as uncharacterized. The record is from RefSeq and is a predicted model, not a curated record. Lineage: Eukaryota; Fungi; Mucoromycota; Mucoromycetes; Mucorales; Lichtheimiaceae. Bases 1 to 2085 code for a protein of 694 amino acids. The transcript is spliced from 12 exons.
AUGGACUCGCCUGACAAUGCAGCAUUUGUACAAAGACAAGCAAUGAAUCGGUCCACCUUCUACAUGUUCCUUUUCUUCUUUUGGCUCUUGACACUCAACUUCUCCGAAGAUGAAGCUGCACGACGAGCACGCCCUUCCAUUGACACCGUCAUUGAUGCUCUCAACGACGAAAAGGAAUUCCUAGGCAAUGUCACUUUUGGUGUCAACGUCACCCAUCCCCUCCCAUCCUCCGUCAAAGAACAGGUCCAGCAACUCCAAGAGCUGAAGCGCCCUGGUGCUCAUUACUAUCACAACAUCACUGGUGUCUUCAGAGGCGACUGGCAAAGUGAGAAUGUGACAUUACCGGACAAUGAGCCAUCCAACAAUCAAACGCUUCUCAAUGAGGCCUGGGGCGAGUUUCAAGUAGAAGACAAAGGUUCAUUCACGUUCAACAUCAUCAAAUCUGUACAAUCAACCGAUGAAAAUAUCAAUUACGUGGAGGGCUAUAUGCGACUACGAGAUUCUAAUAAGGUGGAUUAUGGCGCAUUACUGCUGGCAGAUGGCGUGCAUUUUCGUAACGAUGGUUCAAUCUACCUUGUCGGCGCUUCCAAUAGGUCAAUCUCCUAUUCUGAAGACCUGCUACACAUGUUGCCCACGAAUCAGUCAAUGGAUCAGACACGUCAAGUCAUCUUAGAAGAAAUGGAUAAGCGUAUUGAGGAACUUGAAGAGUUAGCAUCUUGGAGUGAUCAGGGACCUGAAGACAUGUCAUUUUCGACGGAUUUCCAGUGCAUGUUUGAAAUGUUUAUACAAUUGCAUCCAGUACCCGAUGAUGUCAAACUCUUACACCUUUUGGAAUAUGAGAGAGAACUUGAGAAUCCACAAGGCAUCACCACCAUCAAGGCACCUCCAUUGAAAAUGUCGAGCGUCAUGUAUUCACCAAAUUGUGGAGUAUCUAUUACAUCCAAUGACAGUGAUGGCACACGCAUCGAGAAGUUUUACAACAAGAGCAUCCAUUAUGCUACCAUGGCAACCAUCAUCGCCCUCGUUCAAAUUUUCAGCUUGAUCAACCAGAUGGAAUAUACCUCCACGCCCUCGAGCGUGUCCAAUGUCUCCUACUGGACUAUUGCCAUGCAAGCCAUGAUGGAUGGUCAUUUGUGUCUACUGCAUUUGACAACAGGUGUUGUCGUCGAAUCCGUAUUCAUGCCAUUUGCAGCUGCAGCAUUCUUCAACUUUAUUUUGGUGUCAGUAUUCAGCAUGCGCUACUUGCUUCUCAUUUGGCGAAUCCAACGACCUGAAAAUACACGCCCGGCACCAGCAACUCAAUCAGCGAACGAAGACAACCCAAAUACAAACGUGAACGAACAGCAAACGAUUCUUCCCCUUGCCACAAACCGUGGACGUUCAAUGAUCGCUGAAAAUGAUUCGCCACGUGAUGUUAGCAUACUUUAUUAUCGUCUAUAUGUCUUACUGUUGCUUGGAUUGUUUAUCUUUUAUCAAACAGCGGCACGAUCAGCCUUUGUGCAAAACAUCAUCAUUGGCACGCUUGGAUUUGGAUUCUAUUCAUUCUGGGUCCCGCAAAUUGUAAGAAAUGUGCUCCGUGGAUGUCGCAAACCCCUCAGUCGACGUUAUGUAAUAACAAUGAGCAUCACUCGUCUGGCCAUUCCAUUGUAUUUCUAUGGGUGCCCACACAAUCUUAUUGCCCAUGAGACGUCACCUUUGGUGUGGCUACUUGCGUUGUACGUUGGAUUGCAAGCAUUCAUUUUGUACCUCCAAGAUGUACUAGGACCUCGAUUCUUCGUUUCAGAAAGGUUUUUGCCACAAACAUACAACUAUCAUCCCAUCAUACCGCCAAGCGAUGAAGAGAAUCCAAAUGGACCCAAUGGUGCUGAGAAUGAAGGAGGAGGAGGAGGUUUGCCUCGCGAUUGCGCUAUAUGCAUGCUACCUGUUGAUACCUCGGGCACGGGACCCCCUGGAUUACAUGUACUGGGACGCGCUCAAUACAUGUUGACACCAUGUCAACACUUGUUCCAUACUGAAUGUCUAGAGAAGUGGAUGCGGAUCAAGUUGGAAUGUCCUGUGUGUCGGUCUUAUCUUCCAGCAUCAUGA